Morus notabilis is the source of this 3377-nucleotide messenger RNA. RefSeq names its product G-type lectin S-receptor-like serine/threonine-protein kinase At4g27290. NCBI's taxonomy places the organism in Eukaryota, Viridiplantae, Streptophyta, Magnoliopsida, Rosales, Moraceae. Gene Ontology annotation, biological process: recognition of pollen; protein phosphorylation. Gene Ontology annotation, molecular function: ATP binding; protein serine/threonine kinase activity. The record is from RefSeq and is a predicted model, not a curated record. Bases 379 to 2859 code for a protein of 826 amino acids. The transcript is spliced from 8 exons.
CUCCAUACUCUCUCUCUCUCUCUCUCUCGACAUUCUCAGCGAACCACCGCCACCAUCAAUUAAACCAAACCACAAACCCAACUUCCUCUUUUUCUCAUCUUCCCUUCCGAAACAAAUAGAACGCCACAUCCACAAGCACAAUAGCCAUUUAGAUUAAACCAUCUGUGGCAGCUAUUCUUCACAAAUGACUCAAGCUCUCCACUUGAUUUUUCAGAAACAUGGGUUUUUCUUCGAUGGGUUGUCAUUGGAUUAAGUGCUUCUUAUUUGAUACAGAGCUUGCCGUAUCCUUCAAGCCAUCUUCUCAACGCCCCAUCACAAAGCCAUUUUCUACCUUCAAUUUACAUUGCCAAAUGUAGAGAGUGCCAGAAUUAGAAUCAAAUGGCCAGUUUUGGCAAUUUUGUAAUUGCUGUUAUGUUCCUGCUUCUCUCCCACACAGUUUCCGAUGCAAUUGAUAGCGUUGAUUCAUCCCAAUCUAUCAGAGAUGGCACAACUUUGGUUUCUAAACAAGGAAGCUUUGAGUUUGGUUUCUUCACUCCAGGUAAUUCCAAUAAUCGUUAUGUGGGAAUUUGGUACAAGAAAAUCUCUGUUCAAACUGUCGUUUGGGUUGCAAAUCGAUGCAACCCGAUUAACGAUUCUUCUGGCUCGUUGAGCAUAAACAGCACAGGCAAUCUUGUGCUCUUGUAUCAGAACAAGACUGUUGUUUGGUCGACGAACUCAUCCAAACAAGCCCGAAAACCAAUAGUAGAGCUUCUAGAUUCUGGAAAUCUUGUGCUAAGAGAUGACGAAGAUAGAAAUGCGGAAAACUAUUUGUGGCAAAGCUUUGACUAUCCCUCAGAUACAAUAUUGCCAAACAUGAAAUUUGGGUUGGAUUUGAGGACGGGUCUUAAGCGGCAUCUCUCGGCUUGGAAAAGCUGGGAUGAUCCUUGUCCUGCAGAUUUCACUUUAACAACUGAGUAUGAUCCACAACUUCAUACGUUCCCUGAUGGUUAUAUCUGGAAAGGCUCAGCAAAGUUCUUCCGCACAGGACCUUGGAAUGGCCUUCGUCUUAGUGGCUCACCGGAACUAAGGUCAAACCCGCUUUAUAAUUUCACCGUUGUUCAGAAUGACAAUGAAGUGUAUUUCAUAUACAACCUCAAGAAUGAGUCAGUGAUCACAAGGGUAACUCUAAACUAUACCACAAGGCGUCGUGAGCGCCUCACAUGGAUAGAGGCUGAACAAACUUGGAGGCUUUAUUCAUCAUUACCUAAAGAUGACUGUGAUAGCUAUGGUGUCUGUGGAGCCCAUGGAAAUUGUAUGAUAGACGAGAGCCCGAUCUGUCAAUGCCUAAGAAGAUUCAAGCCCACGUCUCAAGAGAAAUGGAAUUCAAUGGACUGGUCGGAUGGAUGUGUCCGGAAUAAUCCUUUGAACUGUACGGAGAAAAAUAGAGAUGGGUUUGUCAAAUAUUCUGACUUGAAAGUCCCAGAUACAACACAUUCUUGGGUGAACAAGAGUAUGAAUCUAGAGGAAUGUAGGGCCAAAUGCUUGAGCAACUGUUCUUGCACGGCUUAUACAAACUACGAUAUCAGAGGACAAGGCAGUGGUUGUGCCAUCUGGUUUGGUGAUCUGAUGGACAUCAGGCAAUUUUCCAGUGGUGGACAAGAUCUGUUUAUUCGUAUGUCACAUUCAGAGCUAGAUAAAGGAAGUGCUGAUUAUAAGAGGAGAGCAUCAGUGAUUGUGGUAGCUGUCAUUGGAGGUGUUUCUGGGAUGCUCCUGCUUGUGUAUUGCAUUCGCAGGAGAAGGUCAAAAGAUAGAAAUCAAACAAUGAGUCAGAAUGGAGAUGGAGACCGAGAUGGAGACGCAGACGAAGACCUGGAACUACCUUUGUUCAAACUGUCUUCUAUAACUGCUGCCACCGAUGCUUUUGCUCUCUACAAUAAGCUUGGAGAAGGUGGUUUUGGACCCGUAUACAGGGGCAAGCUAGAAGAUGGACAAGAAAUUGCGGUGAAGAGACUAUCAAUACGUUCUGCGCAAGGAGUAACAGAGCUGAGAAAUGAAGUAAAACUAAUUGCGAAGCUUCAACAUCGAAAUCUUGUGAAGCUUCUUGGUUGUUGCAUUCAGGGAGAAGAAAAAUUGUUGGUUUAUGAGUAUAUGCCGAACAAAAGCCUCGACUCUUUCAUUUUUGAUCAAAAGCAAGGAAAACUCUUAGAAUGGCCAAAGCGCUUCCAGAUCAUAUGUGGAGUUGCUCGAGGACUUCUAUAUCUUCACCAGGAUUCUAGAUUGAGAGUAAUACAUAGAGAUCUCAAAGCUAGUAAUGUUUUACUUGACAAUGACAUGAAUCCUAAAAUCUCAGACUUUGGCUUGGCAAGAACUUUCGGAGCAGAUCAAACAGAAGAAAAGACAAACAGAGUAAUUGGAACCUAUGGCUAUAUGGCACCCGAAUACGCAUUCGAUGGCUUAUUCUCAAUAAAAUCAGAUGUCUUUAGCUUUGGUAUAUUAGUGUUGGAGAUUGUAAGUGGAAAGAAAAGCAGAGGCUUUCACCAUCAAAAUAAUGGUCUUACCCUCAUUGGACAUGUAUGGAAAUUGCAUAGAGAAGGCAAUUCAAUUGAAAUGCUUGAUAAGAGCUUGAGGGUAGCAGACCACAACCUAAAACAAGUGUUGCGUUGCAUUCACGUCGGUCUCUUAUGCGUGCAACAAAGUCCGGUAGACAGACCAAACAUAUCGACAGUGGUUGCAAUGUUGGGAAGUGAGAGUGAGCUGCCUCAACCCAAACUACCCGGCUAUUUCACGGAGAUGGAUGCAGUGAAAGGAGACAGUUCCUCUACAAAGCCCGACUUGUCUUCAACGAAUGAUAUGAGCAUCACACUGCUUGAGGCCCGAUAAGGCUUAAUUAAUAUCUAAUUAUGGCGAACUUUUUGCAAGAACUCAAAACCUUAUUAUUAGCCUAAUUAUAUACUAACUCAUUCAUGAAUUUGUUGUAUUUAUUUUUGGAGUAAGUUUGUAGUUCUGCUUAACCGAGUGGAUUGAAAUAACCUAUUGGAUAGUAUAUAUGAGUCACUCUUAACUCUAUAAAAGCAUGGUAAUUUGCAGUUAUGCUCUGGUGCCGUUCUUACUGGGGAAAAAAAAAAAAAAAAAAAUCUACCAACAGUGAUGAUUUUCCAUCAUCUAUCUGCAGUAGUGAUGAGUUUUUUACUCUCACAUCUUGAUUGUCAUUUUAUUCGUGAUCUUUUCAUUUAUGUGUUUGUGUGUGGUUUCAUACAUAGUGGGAAAGAACUAAAGACUUUAAGGUGGGAAAGAUCUACAACAUCGACAACAGAUUCAAUAUCGACGGCAUGAAAACAUCAAUGAGGACCAGUGCGUGAAAACACACACACACACAUAUAUGUAUUGCUUUAACUGUC